UACUCCUUUCAACAGGGUGUUUCACCGCCCAUCUCACAUUUCAUCCUCUCUCUCAUGGCUUCUUCAUCUGGGAGCUUAGAGACAUCUGCAAAUUCUCAUCCAACACCCUUCUCAUUCUCUAACCAAUUCAUGACUUCUUCUUUCUCCGACCUUCUCGCCGGUGACGACGACAAAUGGCUUUCUGAUCAUUUCGCCGAUAGAACUGGAGCCAGUGUUCCAAAGUUCAAGUCGAUUCCUCCUCCUUCACUGCCCAUCUCACCUCCUCCUGUCUCUCCUUCUUCUUACUUCGCUAUUCCACCUGGCUUGAGCCCCACCGACCUCUUGGAUUCACCCGUCCUCCUCUCCGCUUCUAAUCAGCUUCUGCAGUCUCCUACGACUGGGACACUUCCCUCUCAAGCGUUCAAUUGGAAGAGUAAUUCUGUUAACUACCAGCAUGGUAUCAAGAAGGAAGAGAAAAACUUACCGGAUUUCUCUUUUCAACCCCAAACAAGGCCCGCUAUGGGCUCGGUAUCCAUGUUUGAAUCUUCUAUCACUACGAUUUCUAAGGACGAAAACUCAAAAGGACUUGAGCAAGAGUGGAAUUUUCAACCCACCAAGCAAGCCGAUUUCUCAUCCGGGAAGCCCAUGGUGAAAUCUGAAUAUGCUCCGAUGCAAAACUUCUCUCAUGAGAUUUCCAGCAUCCAAGCCAACAACACCCAGAGCAACGGUGGAUUCCAGUCGAAUCAUAAUCAGUACUCUCAACCUUGUCAAUCUUUCAGGGAGCAAAGGAGAUUGGAUGAUGGUUAUAAUUGGAGAAAAUAUGGGCAAAAACAGGUGAAAGGAAGCGAGAAUCCACGUAGCUAUUACAAGUGCACUUUCCCGGAUUGCCCAGUUAAGAAGAAAGUGGAGAGGUCCUUGGAUGGACAGAUUACGGAGAUAGUGUACAAGGGUAACCACAACCAUCCAAAGCCUCAGUCAACCAGAAGAUCCUCCUCCUCCUCUCAUCGAAUUCAAGCGUCUGCAGCCCCCAUCUCGGAAAUCCCAGAUCCGUCGUUCGCAACACGAGGGGUGGCAUCGCAAAUAAUGGAGUCCGGUGCAACACCCGAGAAUUCAUCAAUUUCAAUGGGGGAGGACGACUUCGAGCAGAGCUCUCAGAUGAGCAGAUCAGCAGGAGAUGAAUUUGAUGAAGAUGAACCCAAUGCAAAACGAUGGAAGACUACCACAGAGGGUGAUCAAAAUGAGGGUAUCUCAGCAGCUGGGAGCAGAACCGUGAGAGAGCCCAGAGUUAUAGUCCAAACAACAAGCGAUAUCGAUAUUCUUGAUGAUGGUUACAGAUGGAGAAAAUAUGGGCAGAAAGUAGUGAAGGGGAAUCCCAAUCCAAGGAGCUACUACAAGUGUACACAUGUGGGAUGCCCGGUUAGAAAGCAUGUGGAGAGAGCAUCCCAUGACCUAAGGGCGGUGAUCACCACUUACGAGGGCAAACACAACCACGAUGUUCCGGCUGCUCGUGGCAGCGGAAGCCAUUUGAUUAAUAGGCCCACACCUGAUAACAAGAACAACAACACUGCUGCAGCUGCUAACAAUGUGGCCAUGGCUGCUAUAAGGCCUACCCCCACUACCAAUACCUUUAGUCCCUACAGCUCCACCAACCCGCUUCGCAGCGUUAGACCACCAAUAACAGCCGAAACUCAACCACCCUUYACACUAGAAAUGUUGCGUAGCAGCCAUAGUAGCCCCGGCAAUUUUGGGUUCUCUUCAGGAAUUGGAAACUCCAUGCCCUCCUACACCAACCAAUCACUACACAUUGACAGUAGUGUGUUCGCUACAGCCAAAGAAGAGCCCGGGGAUGACUUGUUUCUUGAGUCACUGCUCUGUUGAGACUUGUGAUACUAAUUUAAUUAGUUGGAGGGAGGGGAUGAGGGCUAGCUCUAAAACAGAUUCAACAGGACACAUUAAAUUUGUUUGGUUAAUGUAUAAUGUAUAUUUGGUAGGGAUUUGGCUUGUAUAUUUCUGAAACUGAAACUGACAUGAACAAGUUGGUUCUCCAUUGGUUCAUUUGUUUUGAGGCCCUUCUCUUGCAGUGUCAGAAGAAAAGAGAAAGGCCUCAUUUCAAUUCAUACAUGUAUCACAAAGUAAGAAAUAGACAGAAUUUGAGAGAGAGAGAGAGAGAGUUUUAUUUAUUUGAUUUUCCAAUUCAAUAACAUAUAUUCUUUUGAUGAUGAAAUUUAAACGGAGAUGCUGCCCUUUCA
Messenger RNA from Nelumbo nucifera (sacred lotus), 2228 nucleotides. Its product is annotated as WRKY transcription factor WRKY24-like. The record is from RefSeq and is a predicted model, not a curated record. Gene Ontology annotation, molecular function: sequence-specific DNA binding; DNA-binding transcription factor activity. Gene Ontology annotation, biological process: regulation of DNA-templated transcription. NCBI's taxonomy places the organism in Eukaryota, Viridiplantae, Streptophyta, Magnoliopsida, Proteales, Nelumbonaceae.